Messenger RNA from Megalops cyprinoides (Indo-Pacific tarpon), 1967 nucleotides. RefSeq names its product transmembrane protein 184ba (gene tmem184ba). The transcript is spliced from 9 exons. Gene Ontology annotation, biological process: transport. Lineage: Eukaryota; Metazoa; Chordata; Actinopteri; Elopiformes; Megalopidae. Gene Ontology annotation, molecular function: transporter activity. The record is from RefSeq and is a predicted model, not a curated record. The coding region runs from base 117 to 1370 and encodes 417 amino acids.
GAGUGGAGGAGGGAGAGAGAGAAAUGGACGGGUGGUGCGUUCACCCGCAAAAAGAAGAACCGGAUACGACUUAGUACCUACCCGUCAAAAUCAAAGAAAAUUAGACUGCCGAUUAAAUGAUGAGCAGGCUGUGGAGGCGUGACGUGCCGCUGUCAGAGCGGUUAGGGAAUGACUCCCCUCCCGGCGUCACCCCGGGACCCCUGCCCUCCGUGCCCCCCGGUGGCCCCAACAUCUCCUGGCUGCCGGAGGCCCCCCUGCUCACCCCGGAGCAGCCCAUCUUCCUCAUGACCACCACUGCCCAGGCCGUAUCCGGCUUCUUUGUCUGGACCGCUCUGCUUCUCACCUGUCACCAGAUCUACAUGCACCUGAGGUACUACAGCUCCCCAAAUGAGCAGAGGCACAUUGUUCGCAUUCUCUUCAUCGUCCCCAUCUACGCCUUCGACUCCUGGCUCAGCCUGCUCUUCUUCACCAACGACCAGUACUACGUCUACUUCGACACCGUCAGGGACUGCUAUGAGGCGUUUGUCAUCUACAACUUCCUCAGCUUGUGCUACGAGUACCUGGGAGGGGAGAGCGCCAUCAUGGCCGAGAUCCGAGGGAAGCCCAUCGAGUCCAGCUGUGUUUAUGGGACGUGCUGCUUGUGGGGCAAGACUUACUCCAUCGGCUUCCUCAGGUUCUGCAAGCAGGCCACCCUGCAGUUCUGUGUGGUGAAGCCCCUGAUGGCCAUGAUCACUGUCAUCCUGCAGGCAUUCGGAAAAUACCGGGACGGCGAUUUCAACGUGGCCAGCGGGUACCUGUACGUCACCAUCAUAUACAACAUCUCGGUCAGCCUGUCGCUCUACGCCCUCUUCCUCUUCUACUUCGCCACCCGCGAGCUGCUCGUCCCUUACAGCCCCGUGCUCAAGUUCUUCAUGGUCAAGUCUGUCAUCUUCCUCUCCUUCUGGCAGGGAAUGCUGCUGGCCAUCCUGGAGAAGUGCGGGGCCAUCCCGCAGAUCAGCUCCGUGGAGGUGUCGGUGGGCGAGGGCACGGUGGCCGCCGGCUACCAGAACUUCAUCAUCUGCGUGGAGAUGUUCUUCGCUGCCCUCGCCCUGCGCCACGCCUUCACCUACAAGGUCUACAUGGACAAGAGGCUGGACUCCCAAGGCCGCUGUGCCCCCAUGAAGAGCAUCUCCAGCAGCCUGAAGGAGACCAUGAACCCAGGGGACAUGGUGCAGGAUGCCAUCCACAACUUCUCCCCGGCCUACCAGCAGUACACGCAGCAGUCCACCCUGGAGCAGCGGGCGGCCCCGCCCGUCUCACGCAGCCAUAGCACCGUCAGCACCCGCGACAACGAGAAGACCCUGCUGCUCAGCUCCGACGACGAGUUCUGAGCCCCGCGGGGCGGACGGGGGGAGGGGGUGGGGAGGGAUCAGGGGUGGGCAGGGCAGAGGGACGGAGACGAGACAGUCAGUACAUUCUGUAAGGCUCUCUUCAGGACCACGUGUCACAGGUGUACAUGGAAUACUGUGACACACUGAUACUCACAAUCAAAACAGGACUUUUGAAAGGGACACAUCACAGUACGCAGGCUUGCUACACAUACAGACAUUGACACAUGCUUAAAACUGAAGGACACACAUACGCGCCUAGAAGUGCAAUCUGGAGGGACUCAAUCUGACACAUUUUAAACAAGUGCCAUAGUUAAGCAUUUUGGCACGCCUCAAACUUGUACACACAUUAUGUAGAGUACAGACCUCUUUGUACGCACUUACUUUAUACAGUCGACCUGCUGUCACAGGCAGAUAGAAGGAACUCAUAGAAACAGCAGCACACAGAAACAUGCAGACAUUAAUUGGAGAGAGGUAUGGUGUGACUGUCUACAUACACUAGACACACUGCUUCAGAAGGGUACAGCGUAAUCGAAUUGGGAAAGAUACAGUCAAACUUUGAUAAGAUGGGAGCUCAGAUGCGCGCGCGCGCACACACAC